This is a messenger RNA of Amphibalanus amphitrite, 3581 nucleotides long. Its product is annotated as lysophospholipid acyltransferase 5-like. The coding region runs from base 318 to 1838 and encodes 506 amino acids. Lineage: Eukaryota; Metazoa; Arthropoda; Thecostraca; Balanomorpha; Balanidae. The record is from RefSeq and is a predicted model, not a curated record. Gene Ontology annotation, molecular function: lysophospholipid acyltransferase activity; 1-acylglycerophosphocholine O-acyltransferase activity. Gene Ontology annotation, cellular component: membrane. Gene Ontology annotation, biological process: lipid modification; phosphatidylcholine biosynthetic process. The transcript has 11 exons.
GGACCCACCGACCGGUCCGAUCCCGAGCGCCGCGCCGCCGGGGUGUGACCGAAAUAUACAAACAGCCGGCGGCGCGCGGCACGCGGCGGCGUCUGCAGCUGAGCCGGUGAUAGUCGUUCCCAGCCGCGCGCGCCAGUGCAGCUGCACUCAGCGCAGCGUACGCUGACGGGCGGCAGCGGGGGCGGGCGGAGUACAGAUACUGUCCGAGACACCGUGCGGGGGUACCGAGUGGGGUGGAUCCGAGUGUUGAUACCCGGGCGGAGUAGCCAGUGGUCGCCGGUUGAUAAGCGUUGUGGACUGCUCGGUAACUCUCCAAGAUGGGGGUGAUUGGCAUGGUGGCUGGCUCCAUUGGAGCAGAUGAGGCCGCUCUCAGACUCAUGCUCUCACUCAUGUUUGGUUACCCAGUGGCACUUGCACACAGAAAAUUCCUCAGAAACCAGUCUCAGGCAUUACAGCACAUCUUCUUUAUCUUCUCUGGCCUGGGAAUGGGCUAUUUUAAUUUUGGCGUCCAGGCGCUUCACUUCGUCGCUUGCACGGCGGUGCUGUACAUCACCCUGCUGGUAGCCGGUGGCACCGUCGGCUCGGUGGUCUUCUCAUUCAUCUUCCAAAUGGGCUACCUCAUCGUAGGCUACGUGUUCUCGCAGACGGACGGCUACGACGUCAACUGGAGCACGCCGCACUGUGUGCUGACGCUGAAGCUGAUCGGCGUCGCCUUUGACAUGUUCGACGGCCACAAGGAUAAGUCCGAGCUGCGUCCCGACCAGAAGGACACGGCCCUCUUUUCGCGGCCGUCGCUGCUCGAAGUGGCCGGUCACGCCUUCUUCCCGUCGGCGAUGAUUGUCGGGCCGCAGUUCUCCCUGCGCCGCUAUCAGCUGUUUACCGACGGCCAGAUCAAGUACGCGGCUGACAAGAACGGCGAGCCGGACUCGAUCGCUCCGGCGCUGGUGCGGCUGGCGCUCGGCUGGGCCUACAUCCUGCUGCACCAGGCUCUCUACACUCUGGUAGUGCCCGACGAGUACUUCUACAGCCAGGCGUUCCAGGACCUGAGCUUCUGGAGCCGUAUGUUCUGGAUCGGCAUCUGGGUCAAGGUGGUGUUCAUGCGUUACAUGGCGGCCUGGCUGAUCGCAGAGGGAGGGUGCAUCAUGAUUGGUCUGACCUACAACGGGCGCGACACGAAGGGCAAGCACCUCUGGGACGGUCUGGCCAACGUGCGUAUCCGCAUCUACGAGAACGCCACCAAGUUCCAGGUCUACCCCUCGGCGUUCAAUGUCAACACCAACGCCUGGGUGGCCAAGUACGUGUACAAGCGUCUGCGUUUCCUGGGCAGUCGGUAUGCGUCCCAGUUCCUGACGCUCAUGUUUCUGGCGGUAUGGCACGGAUACCACCUGGGCUACUUCGUCCUAUUCUUUAUGGAGUUCGUUAUCAUCCUCUGGGAGCGAAAGGUGGAGGGGGCGCUGCUGCAGUACCCGUCGUUCGUGUCACUCUGCACCGAGACGUGGCUGCGCUUCCCCGUCGAGCUGGUGCUGCGGCUCUACACGGUUGUAUUCCUGGGCUACUCGUGUAUCCCGUUCGUGGCCGUGGUGCGCCGGCGCUGGUGGCCCCUGUUCAAGUCGGUCUACCUGUGCGGGCACCUGUUCUUCCUCACGUGGCCGCUGAUCGUGCCGGCCAUUCACCACGUGAUGCGACUGUGUGGUGUGAAGCGCGUGCGACCGCAGCGAGCGGCCGAGCCGGACGCGGCCAACACAGUGGCGGCGGCCGCGGAGGCGGCGGAGGCGGCCGCGCCCGGACCCUCGGCAGCGCCCACGCCGGCCGCGCCCGAGGAGAAGAAGGAGUUGUAGAGAGCCGCUCCGUCCCCUAGACGCGCGACCGACCGGCCGCCGCUGUCGGCCUCGGUCCCGCCGCUCAACCGCCCCGCCCGCGGCCGCCGCCCCCGGCGCCGCUACGUCAUAAUUCGCGUCAGUACUUAGGUCCGGGCGGCCCGCGGACUGCAGGCGGACAGCGCGCCCCACCUCGGCGCCGUCUAUCAGCCGUACCUCCCAGUCCUGAAGUCAUCUCCGUUGCGGAGCCGAUUGACACUGGAGACCGGUCGUCCACACCGGGCUCGCUGUCCGCCUGCGUCGGCCGGCCGCCCGCGGCGCCGAGAGAACGCCCCAGGAAGACGCGGUAUCCGCGCCUGGUCAGUCAGCUCGGCGCACCGGGCGUCCCUCUCGGCCUGCCGCCGUUUUGACUCAGCUUUAUCGUGAGUAGGCCGUGGUUGGCUCUGGAGUGCAUUGACUGAGUAUAGUAUCGUGUCGCCUGCGGCAGCCGGUAGAUCCCCCUGUUCAAAUCACCAUUCACUAGGGUCAACCGUAACGGAAUGUCUGUACGGUUCUGGUAGUUCAACUUUCUUAUGGGCUGGGUACAACCGCCCGGCUAGGCAGAAUAGGGAGAGAGAGAAAAAGUAGCGGAUAGCCUUCUUAGAUUUGCCUCCAUUUAGCCUUGCAAAGAUAGACUCCAUGCCGGCCUGCCAUUCAGGAAUCCCCUGAUAGGAAUCAGGUUCCCGUUCUGCCUUUCUCAUAGAACGAGUUUCUCAUGACUCGCUCCCAUUCGCCGUUGUAAGACAGUCGGUCCAUUGCUAGUCGUAAGCUAGCCGCUAGCGAGAACAUUUGCUAUUUCACAAAGUAGAAAUCUUCAUAGAAUUGCCAGGAAGCUGGGAAUUUCUUUUAAAAAAUCGGGAUUAAUCGAAGUCAUCAUUUGGCAUCAUUAUCUAGCUAGAUGACUGUAAGCCAUUCUGGAUUGAGGCCGGCGGUCGGGCAGGCUCGCCAUUGGGCUGGUUACAGGCGGUUACCAGGCUGGUUACAGCGGCUUUACCAGUCUGGCUACCUAGGGUUACCGUGCUGGCUCCUCGGUGGAUGAACGGCUGGUCGGUCGGUCGGCCCGGCCCUCUGGGCGGAUGGGUAGCCGGUUGUUAGCUGAGUGGUUGACAGGUUGGUUUGUUUAUUGGCUGGUAGGCGGUUGUGGCGUGUUUCACUUGCGGUAGUGCAUAUGUAGUCAAGGUCGGACACAGGCUGGCGUGCUAUUUAUGGUUGAAUGCUAGAGACACAGUAAGGCCCUUUGUCUACAAAUAUCUCCGUGGCCUCGGAAAUGUUGCUGGCUUUCGAUUCGCAUGCGGGUUGUUCAUGCUUAUAUUGCUGGUUGGCCGACGCAGAUGCCCCUCAGUUAGGUGUACGUCCGUCAAUCGACUCAUCUGUUGUGUAGGUGUUGUGCUGAUUUCCUGAUGAUUGACUCGAGAAUAGUCCAGUCUCACAAGGUGAAUGAUUAUUGGAUUCAGGGCCUUUUGCGUUUGUGAACAGUGGUGUUUUGAUUGUUUAUCGCUUCGGCUCCAAACUUUUUCGUCUUUUUUUUGUCAGCAGAUCAUUUCGGGUAGGCGUCUGUUGAGUGUGGCUAAUCAAAGCUGCUUUGAAGUGGCAUGACAUGACACGGCAUAAUUACCAUUGUACUUAAGGCUAGGGCAUCGUUAAAUUAAUAUUUUAUGGCGUAAGUGAUGCUGCACAGCGAUUGUGCCGCUUUCAUUGUGUAACAAUACAGGUUGUCUAAAUCUA